This is a messenger RNA of Schistosoma margrebowiei, 7384 nucleotides long. NCBI's taxonomy places the organism in Eukaryota, Metazoa, Platyhelminthes, Trematoda, Strigeidida, Schistosomatidae. The record is from the annotation of a GenBank genome assembly.
GUAGUAAAUGGGAAAAGCCGGCCAAGGUAUUGAAAUUGCGUAAUGGCAGAGCUAAUUUUAUUUUACUUUGAUUAUAAUUUGCGAUUUCCCUGAAUCUUUAAAUGUACUGAAAUUAAUCGGUCGAAAUUUAUUCACAUGGCCGUAAGUGGCGAAAGACUGGGGAAGUCAAGCACCCGUGUUAGUAGUGAUCUAUCCUUAAACAAUGCAAGCACUCAUAAUAUUGGCAAGAAUAGUUUGAUAGUAUCUAACUGGCCUGAUGCUGCCAUCCCACAAAUUUCCACUAUCAGAUGUCAAGCAAAUCAGCCACCACUAUCUUCAUCACCGGUACUGAGUGCGUGUGGUGCUAUUUAUGGUCAACUGGUAACAGCAGACCAAUUAUGCCAGUUGGAACAACAUUCGACCACGAAUACAAAUGAUGAAAUUACUAAGCCAAUUGACGUCGGACAAAAGAAAGCUAGUUUGUGUCUAACUAGCGUGAAAUCAACAUAUGAAAAUAAAAUUCAAAAAGCUGUAUCAAUAGUUAGUACUAACGUAACUACCAGUACAAAUGUUUGCCAACCUACUUCUCAGAUAAUAGUGGCUCAGUCAGCUUAUGCCAAUUUAGAUCCAACAGUCACUAAAAUACAACAACAUACUAACAGAGAUAUUCAUCAACCUAUGGAAUUAUCACAUUCACUUGGUUCAGAAUCAUUUAUAUUUUCAUGCCAUUCCGAUAUUCAACCAACCGCAAUGGACAUAGGCGGACAACCAGGUAGUCCAUCAUUAUCAAAAAAUCUUACAACUGUAGUAUCUAGUUGUUUACUUCAAAGUAGUACUUCGCAGAGCGGAUUAAAUACUUACUGUUAUCCUAUUUUUCCAUUUCCUGUUUCCACUGCGGAUGAAAUUACUUGUAAUUCAACAUUAUGUAACCAUGUCAAAGAUGCUGGAUUAGGCAGUAAUACUCGUGGUACUAUAGUUUCUCAUUGUGAACCGAUAGUAAAUGUUAGCAAUCAAUACCCCUGUCCACGAGAUUUAGAACAACGACCUGUCAUGAAAAUGUCGGUGAAUCUUAUUCGAACUUAUAAAAAUAUUAAUGAGGUCUACUAUCGAAAGAAACGUCGUAUUAGAGAACAAAUUAGUGAGGAUAGUAUUCAAAAAAGAGAUCGUAAAGGUUCUGUUACUUUUGGUAAUGGUGGUGGAUUGGCUCCUUCAUGUCAAAAUGGAUCUACAGGAAGUUUAACAGGAGUUAAUGUUGCAACUGUAGCAAAUACAGCUGCAUUAACAUGUCAUUAUCAUCAUUAUCAUCAUCACCAUCAUCAUUGUGUAGCACCACAGUCGUCUACAUUAUCAUCACAAAUUCCUAUGGUACCUCCACAUCGAUGUGGUAUUGGUUGUAAUAAUAAUAAUAAUAAUAAUCUUGUCACAGGGUCUAUUUGUUGUACAUCAUCUUCAGAUUUACAAACACGAUCAUCCGGAGUCAAUGGCAUUAUCCAGUCACGACAUCAAGGACCCUCUAUAGUUCAAAUGAAACAUCAUCACCAUUCAACUGUUCUUCAUCCUAAUCAACAUUCUAUUUCCAAAGAUCUAACUACUUCACAUCUCUCUCACCAUUCUCAACAACAUAUCUACGAUCAAGGUUCAUCGUUUCCUUCUUGUAAUCCGUCUAAAUCAUAUCCAUUGAGUAAUUUGAAUAUUGUUACCACUGCUUCCGGAUUUCGUACUGGACUCACAUUAACAUCAACAAGUGUUGGGACUGGUCCAUCUGUAUACUCUUGUCAAAUACAAUCAAAUUCUGUUUGUCAAUCAUCAUCAGCAUCAUCGUCUGUAUAUCCAUCACAUCAUCAUCAUCAUCAUGGACUUGUGCGUAUUGGUGAUGUAUGGUAUAAUCGUUAUAAAAUUCUAGCCUUAAUUGGUAAAGGUACAUUUGGUCAAGUUGUUCGUGCUUUCGAUGAAUUAACCGGAGAGGAAGUCGCUAUUAAAGUGAUUAAAAAUAAACGUUCUUUUGUACAACAAGCUGAAGUUGAAAUUAAAUUAUUGCGUGAAAUGUCUAUAUUUCAAGCGAAUGAACAAUUAGCUACAGAUGUUGGAGCUAAUUAUAUUGUUAAUUUAAAAGGACAUUUCAGUUAUCAUGGUCAUUUAUGUUUAGUAUUUGAAUUACUCUCUUAUAAUUUAUAUGAUUUACUUGGUAAUACAAAUUAUCGUGGUGUAUCAUUAAAUUUAACAAGAAAAUUUGCUCAACAAUUAUGUGCUGCAUUAGUAUUUCUAUCUAGAUCAGAUGUACAAGUAAUACAUUGUGAUUUAAAACCGGAAAAUAUUUUAUUAGUUAAUCCAAAACGUUCAGCAAUUAAAGUUAUUGAUUUUGGUAGUUCAUGUCAUGUACAUGAAAAAGUAUAUCAAUAUAUUCAAUCAAGAUUUUAUCGCUCUCCAGAAGUAUUGUUCAAUUUAGACUAUGGCUUGGGUAUUGAUAUGUGGUCACUUGGCUGUAUUUUAGUUGAAAUGCACACUGGUGAACCAUUAUUUUGCGGAGCGAAUGAGCUAGAACAACUGCUCCAAAUUAUCGAAGUGCUUGGUUUCCCACCGGUGUAUAUGAUUGAAGCUAGUCCUAAAUUAUCAAACUUUUUUGAAUGCAUACCGGUGAAUUUGAAUUCUACUUCAACAGCAACAAACUUAAUCAGUACUUCUACCACUGAUGGUGGUGCUGACUUUACUGCCAAUAAUAAUAGUAUUAAUCCGGCCUCGAACCCUACAACAACGCCAUCGACAACCACUUAUGGUACAUUAACAACUACAAUUAAAACAAACACAAUAGCUGGAGAUAAUACAGUGGCAGCAGCAACAGCCACUGUUUUAUCUUCAUCAAAAAAUACUACUAAUGCUACUACUACUACUACUACCAUCAGUAGUAGUUCGGCCUGUGGUGCUGAUUGUAUUAAUUAUUGCUCCAAUAAUAGUACAAAUGUAAAAAAUCCAGUCAACCCUGGUGUUACAAAUAGCUGUGAUAGUAAUACUAACUCGAAUACAUCAAACAAUAUAUCUGAUAAAUUGAAUACAGGUGUAUUAUUAUCAACAUCUGGGACUGUGUUUUACAAACCGAAACGUGUAUGGACUAAACAAGAGUGUAAUUACGAGUGUAAAUUUUCUGGAGUUGGAACAAGAACAUUGCGUACAGUUGUCGGAGCUGAUAUUGGUGGGCCUAAAAGUUGUCGUCGUGGGGAACAAGGUCAUACACCUGAAGAUUAUGACAAAUUCGUCGAUUUGAUCCAACGUAUGUUAGUAUAUGAACCCCGGUUUCGUAUUCGUCCAGAGGAAGCUCUCACGCAUCGCUUUUUCACACGUAAAGAUGAAAGUGGACAACAGAAACAACAAACUGGUAACAGUAGCUCUUCUACAACCACUUCAACUGUCAAUCCGCCACUUACAACUUGUUCAAUAAUAACGACAACAGCCAAUGUAAUUAGUAGUAAUAGUAGUACUAUUACUUCUAGUCCUAAUACUACUACCACAGUCGUCACUAAUACUUCUGUUACUGGUUCUAAUACAAAUACAAUAUCUCUCCCUUGUCAGUUUGCUUCCCCCAAUAAUAAUAAACAGUCUCCUUCCAGUAACUUAGCGCAUUGUAUUCAUGAAAAACUUCCAUCCAGUAGUAGUAAUAGUAGUGGUAGUAGCACUACCACGACGAUGACGACUACAUCUCAUCAGCAUUAUAAUUCCGAACAGGACAUAAUGAAUGCAUCCUACUUAACAUUUGCUCCAAAUCAAGAAAUUAAACUAUCUGGAUCAAUUGUUACCUCUACUACUUCUACCGUUCCACCACCAUAACGACUUCGAUCGAUUAAAUAUCCUUUCAUACUAUUCAUAAGAAGUCGGUAGAUAUGGAUGUAACCUAUCAUUUUUUGAUUGGUUGGUUUGAAGUCCUCACAAUAUUAUAGUGUGACAGUGGUAUUAUUGUUAGUGAUUGUGUAAUUUGUUUCUUUAUACAUUUAUCUGCCUAAUUCAUUCACUUUUCUGGGUCUUCUCUCUCUUCUAUUUAUCUUCUAUUAUGAUAUGUUAUAUCCCUUAUUUUUACUAAAACCUAUAUAUGUAUAUUCUACAUAUUACUGAAAUUUCACCCCGGUUUUGUAGUCGGAGUCUAUCCUUAUUUUUCUUUCUUGCGCUCUAUCUCUAUGAAUCGCAUUCAAUUUACUUCAUAUAUAUAGGCUAUCGAUCAUUCUAUUUCUUAUGCUAUGGGAUUGAGUUUCUUUUUUUAUAUAUCCCCAACACCAUCAAUGUCAUCCACUUUAUUUCUAAGCAUAAAUAAUAACACACAUUGAUGAAAUUCUCUUGCAUCAAUCUCAACAUAAUAUGCUGUUAUUAUUAAAUUUUUUUGUUUUCUUUUUUAUUCAUUAAAACACCAUGAAGCUUUUAUCAUGUUCAAGUAUCAAUAGUGAUCAUUAAAUUAUUUGUGUAAAUAAUAAUAAUAAUACCAAUAGUAGCUGUUGUUAUUGUUGUUGUAAUAAUAAUAGUGAUAACGACAAUGAUCGCCUUUCUCCAUCUAAACUAAUACACAUACAAAAAUACAAAGGCAAGAAUGUAAUGUUUUAUUAUUAUGUUAUCAUACUCUAUUAUUGAGCUGAUAAUACUGUUUGUGUGUGUGUAUGUGUUAUUUUCAUGUUACUUUUCACCAUUCAAUUAACACACAUACAAGUUUCCUUGCUUGUUUCAAUAAAACACAGUUUCAAUUUGAAUAGAACCAGAAGACGGGAUGACCUGUAUAUGUUACUCUACAUGGUAAUGACGAUAGUCUCUAAGAGUUAUCCUAACUUGACCAAAACAAAUCACUUUCUUUUUUUUGUUCUGAAUUAUAUUUAUUAUUCUACAGAGAUAAACCAUAUUAAGCACAAAAUGUGAAUAGAAUAAUUAUUUCCUCCAUGAAGACGAUUUCUUUCUUUUCUGAUGGUCAUUACUUUGGCAGCAGUUCUCUUGUGUAGUAUGUAUGUAUGCGUAUGUGGACUCUUGUGAAAUAAUAAUAAUAAUUACUUUCCGUAAUUCAUAAUAAAAUAUAAUCAAUUAUUCUAUCUUUUGUUUCAUAGCAAAAUAAAAAUAGAUAAAAGAAGGAUCUUCUUAUAUAUAUAUAUACUAUAAACAAUGAUCUUUGAAGUCUUUAAUAAUUAUUCUGUUACUAUAUUUAAUUCACUGCUGAUUAUAACUUGCUUCUAUUAUACAUUUACUAGUUUCUUCUAAACAUUAUUUACUCUAAUCUAAGAUGGUGUUAACAAUAAUAACCAGUCCAUCCAUUAUUAUUAUUAUUGUUGUUGUUGUUGUUUUCUUCAACGGUGGUAAUUUGUUUUCCAUCAAACAAACAAAAAAACACUUUCAAUUAAAGUAAAUAACAACAGUCAAAUAGUGUGUAUUAAAUCAUCAUCUUCUAUUAAAUACACUUUAAUUACGUUUUAUUUAUUUCUAUUAUUAUUCUUUAUUAACAUUUAAUAUUAUUUUAUAAAUGAUAAAUGUUUCUCUUAUCAUUGUAUUUUAUUUGUUUUAUGUUUUAAAACAUGAAUUAGCAUUCCUUUAUUUAAAUGUUUGCUUGUAAAGAUCAAUUUCCUAGACCACUAUUAUUAUCAUUAUCAUUGUUACUUUGUUCUUCUUGUUGUUCUUCUUUUUUUCUUUGAAUAUUCUGUUUUAUUUAUAUUCUAGUUACGAACACAAAAAUAAAACAAUAAAAGUAUACAGGUUUAUCAUUGAACAAUAAUUUUACUCGGUGUAUUCUUAUCUUUAUAGGAUAAAUUCUUUCUUUUCUUGUUCUUGUUUUAUAUAUAUGUAUACUAUUCUCGCUAUUGUAUUUAUACAUAAACUAAUUAAUUACAAGUGUAUUCCUUCAAAUAAGAUAUAUAUAUAUAUAUAUUGAGUGUGAUGUUUCCCCCUUUACAUACAUACAAUAUACACACGCACACACAUACACAUACAGUCAUAUACUUGUUUUGUUAAAUUCAAUUGAUUUCAUUAUUUUGUUGUUAUCAUUGUGCCUUUUUUCUUAAAUGAUAAUAUAAAAGAAACAAAUUAAUACCCGCCCCCCCGCCACUGAAAAAUGCAUGAUUUAAGUACAUGUAAAUGUUCUCUAAUUAGGCACAUUUUUCUUCUUGUGUAAAGUGUAUUAUUUCUUUUCUCUCUUCUUUUUUUUCUCUUUCAAAGUUUUAUUUAUGUAUAUCCAUUGAAAUAAAGAGAUAUAGUCAGUCUAAUCUAUUUUUAAUGCUCAUAGGUGGCGUUUGAAAUGAAUGAAUGAUACCAUUAUUACUCAUUCAAACAAUAUAAUUGAGUUAUAGUAUUUCAUAUUCGUUGUUCUUAUAGUAAUAUUUUAUGAAAGGUAUUUCUUGUGUUUUAUUUCAAUAAUAACUGUCAUUGGAUGUCAUAUGUAUAUGCCUAUUUGUGUUUUUAAUUGUAUUUUGCUUGUUUAUUAUUCAUCAUUCUCUUAGAAAAACUAUUAUGAAUAAGGCUUUUUAACAAUUGAAGAUCAUUCACAAUCAUAAAUCAAGUUUCUAUUAUCUAUUUGUUUUAUCAAUUUUGCCUAUUAUCAUCAAGUUGUUAUUGUUGUUGUGUGUAUUUUUCAUAACGAAAGUGUUUCUUCUCCGGUGUAUGCGUUGCUUUAAUGUUGGCUUUUUUAAAAAUAAAGAAGUACUUGAACUUCUUUGUUUAUUUUCCUAGUGUUUGUUUGUUUUUCGGAAAAAAAGAGAGGUUAUUUCCUAUUUGCUCACUGAUUCCUUGAAUAUUCUUUUCGCUUUUAUUUAUUUAUUUAUAUUUGUACUUUCUCUGAUUGUGUGUGCCUCUUUGUACAUAAUGAAAAUACCUUUUUGAAUUUUCUCUCACUCUGUGUGUCUACAACUAGGGAACUUUUGUUGUGCUUUUUUUUUAAAAAAAACACAGACUGACAUUUUUCUUAUGUUGUUAAUUAAAAUAGGCUCAUGAAUUAGGUGAUUAUCUUUUUCCUUUCAUAAUUUUUAUCCGUACUGCAUUAUUAUUAUUACUAUUAUUAUCGCUAUUCUUGAUUAACUGUAUUUUUGGGUUGUAAGGGGAGGGUGAGAUUUGAAAAGAAUUACUUAUGAACUAUUAUGUCAUGUUAUACUACAGCUUUUUUUUCGCACGUAAUCAAGUUGCCUAUAUUUUGCUGCCUUUCUCUUGUUUUAUCCCUGUUAUACUACUUAUAUACUAAUAUAUAUUUAUAUGCUUACUAUUUCUAUCUUUGUCUGUGGUAAGCAUCGUGAAGUUAUCAAGACAAUUUAUGCUAUUAUAUAAUUCAAAGACCAUAUGCUUUGUUGUUUUUCUUAGGUUGAUUAGUCGUAUUACUUUUAAUCAACACUGUUCUGGCUGUAGAUCCCUAUGCAUAUAUAUAUAUAUAUAUAUAUAUAUAUAUAUAUAUAUAUAUAUAUAUAUA